Messenger RNA from Camelus dromedarius (Arabian camel), 909 nucleotides. It is a transcript of the gene PTCRA, whose product is annotated as pre T cell antigen receptor alpha. NCBI's taxonomy places the organism in Eukaryota, Metazoa, Chordata, Mammalia, Artiodactyla, Camelidae. The transcript is spliced from 5 exons. Gene Ontology annotation, biological process: negative regulation of thymocyte apoptotic process. The coding region runs from base 1 to 909 and encodes 302 amino acids. The record is from RefSeq and is a predicted model, not a curated record.
AUGGCCGGGACCUGGCUUCUGCUUCUCCUGGCCCUCGAGUGUCCAGCCCUGCCCACAGAGGUAACCACUCUCCUGAGGCUGGCACAACAAGGUGCGGGCAGCACACCCUUCCCCUCUCUGGCCCCACCAAUCACACUUUUGGUGGAUGGAAAGCAGCAGACGCUGGUGGUCUGCUUGGUCCUUGACGUUGCACCUCCUGGCCUCGAGAGUCCCAUCUGGUUCUCAGCUGGCAACGGCAGCUCACUGGAUGCGUUCACCUAUGGUCCUUCCCCAGCGGCGGAUGGCACCUGGACUAGCUUGGCUCAGCUCUCCCUACCCUCUGAAGAGCUGGCAGCCUGGGAGACCCUGGUCUGCCAUACCGGGCCUGAGGCUGGAGAACAGAGCCAGAGCACACAGCCCCUACAGCUGUCAGGAGAGGCUUCCUCAACCAGGACCUGCCUCUGGGAGCCUCUCCGAGGGACGCGGGGCCAGGCGCUGCGGCUGGGGGCGCUGCGGCUGCUGCUCUUCAAGAUGCUGCUGCUGGACGUGCUCCUGACCUGCAGCCGCCUCCGCGCGCUGCCCGCCGCGCGGGGAAACCCUGCCGGGCCGUCCUGCCCGAGGGACCCCAGGCUCCCCGUGCCUCUCGCGGCCCCGCGGGCCGAUCGCCUUCUCUUCCCGAAGCCUUCGCCGGUAGGAUCGCCCGCAGCCCCCACCGACAGGCUUCGCCGCAGUGAUGGGGGGACCACAGGGCUCAGCCUGUCCGCCCCGCCGGCGCUUCAGCCCCGCAACAGCUGCGGGGUUCACACCCGCCGUCCGGGUCGGGAUCCCAGGAGCCUGGUCUGGGAAGAUCGGGCCGCUCAUGCUCAGGGCCGGGUGCUCCAGACCCGCCCUCAGUAUUCCUGCCUCAAGCCUUGGAGCAUUUCUCUGUGA